Molecule: messenger RNA, 2542 nt
Organism: Monomorium pharaonis (pharaoh ant)
Lineage: Eukaryota; Metazoa; Arthropoda; Insecta; Hymenoptera; Formicidae
Exons: 7
Coding region: 565-1530 (321 amino acids)
Source: RefSeq, a predicted model, not a curated record
UUGAUGCACUUACUUGUUCGUCCUGAGCAAGUAUAACAAACAUGGGUAUUAAAUCAGAUUUAAGGUACUCGAUUUCCACAACUUUUGUGAAUUUUUAUUUAUUAAUUCCGACUAAACUAUUAUUUCCCAAAUUAUAAGAGCGAUUUCCUAAACUUGCCCAAACGAUUCCCAAACGAUUGGAAUAGCCGAAAAUAAAAAAUAUUAAAGUCGUCUGCUAAAUGAACUGAACUCACCUCGAGAGCUGAGGCAGUUCAUGCGUUCUCAUGCGCUGUGUGGUGGGGCGCGGAAGACCAUUCCCAUGCGCGCAUGAAUUGCGCAUGGAGUGAAACGGAACGAUCUUCAAGUUUUCCAUGCGCUUCAUGCGUGAAACGGAACGCACCCCUGGAAAUCUGCACCCGUACUAUGUAAAAAAGUAACCAGAGAAAUAGAAAGAAAUUUCCUGUCUAUAUACAGAAAGUAACUACUUAAGCAAAAUCGUGCAUCAUCGGACUGUUCCGAUUGUCGCCCGAAGUGGUAAAAAUAGAAAGACUUUCACAGCUCUUUCUUUAUCUAUUUUCUAACCUAAUGGUAUACCCUGCCCUGACCGUUUCACUAACUGUAACAAGGAUAACUUUAAAAGAAAUAAUGGCAACCGAAGAGUUUGAAAGAGAUUUUAAAACAACUUCUGAACAUUGGGACGUAAUUAUAAAUUAUCCCAUGUUAUUAAAAUCCAAAUUUGGAGGAUUUGAUGGAGAUAAUAUUAAAAUAAAAGAAUUGUGGGAAGAAAUGAUUGGAAUCCUCAACAGUUUAGGACAUGGACAACGUUCUAUACAGAAAUGGAAAGAGGCUAUUGGACGCUGGAAAUCCAAAGUAAAAGCAAAAGCAAGACGUCAAAGGCAGGAAAUGACUGCAACAGGUGGUGGAUCUAUGAAAACAAUACCACUCACCCAAACGGAAGAAAAAUUAAUGGCCAUCUUAGGGUGGAAAGCUGUAACUGGAGAUUUAAACAAAGAAUUAGGAAUAGUUGACUCCAAUACAACUAUUAAUAAUAAAGUCACAACAGAACGAUCUACAAAUAAUAAAAUUAUAACAUCAACUCCGAGUAAAGUAAUAUCAUCCACAUCUGUACAACCUUUUAUUCGUACAAACACUGAAAUGAUUAUACCCGAGAAAGUGUUUUUAUGUAAUUUGCAGUCGAUAGCAUGGCAAUCUGGGACGAAAGAAAUGACACAGUCAGCAUCGACUUCAACGUCGACAAAAGAAAUGACACAAUAUAAUAUUGUUGAAAAUAAAAACAAGAAGAUAUUUCAAGAAGCGAAGACUGUUAGUAGUCCGAUACAAACAGUGCUAUCAACAGCAUCCAAAUCUUCAGGAAUAAUAGAACCUCCACCAUUAGUGCUAUUAAAGAAAGGAACAGCAAAUGGAGAUAAAGAAAAACCUUCUGUAUCAACGUCAAACAAACGAACAGUAAAUGAAGACAAGGAGAAUUUUUCAUUACAAAAUAAGAAAAGAAUAAUUACGUCAAGCGUCAGCGUGAAAGGAUACCUUUAACGGUGCCUUAUUAUAUAUGCCAACCUUAAAGGGUGCCUUUUUAUGGGCGUCAGUUGACGCUAAUAUUCUGACCAAUUCUAACGCGUAAACGUUUUCACGCGUCAGUUUUGUAACUUGCGUUGUCUAUCGCGUGCGACGAUUGGACGCUGGUUUGACGCUAUAGAAGUUAGAAAAUUCGAACUUCUUCAACGUCGACGUAGAAACUAUCAUGACGUCACAAAUCGUCUUGACGCGCGUCAACUGACGCCUAUGAAAUGGCACCUUUAUACGAUACAUAUUACAAAUUUUUAGUAUAUAAGUGAAAAAAGAAUUAAUAAUAUUUGUAGAGAAAAAGAAAGAGAGAUGAAUGCAAUAAUGACAAUGUUAAAAUUAUAAGAAAAAAAAAAGAUUAAAACGUAUAUUUUUAAGAGAUGAAAACAAUCCAUUUAAUCUACCGAAUUUAUAAUUUAAAGAUUUAUUUCGCUUCCAAAGAAUUAAUGCAAUAGUUAAUACAUAGAGCCAAAGAGAUACAAAAGUAUAAAUUUUAAUUUUUCAUUACUCACUAUUAAUAAAAUGUACGCUAACGACAUAGUUGGAUUAUAAUAUUAAUUGUAAAAUUGUCUUGCUGUAGAAAUUAUUAAAAAUAAUUUGAACAACUAUUUCACAGUUAAUAUUAUCAGCGUAUUUCGAAAUGCACAGUUAAUUUUAAAAACUCUAUAGCAUACAUUAGAAUGUAAAUGCGAUCACCUUUAAUAUUAUCCCUGAAUAUAAAAUUGCAGUAUUACGAUAUUUUUUCUGCAAAAGCAUUUUUGUAUACAUUGUUAAAUUAAAUAAGGCAAAAAAUUAUUAAGUUUAAGUGCAAUGUUACUGUAAUAUUUUAAUAUAUGCAAUAUUAUAAAUAUUAUAAACAGAAUAUUUAUAAUCAGUAUUAUGUAGUUUAAUAAUCUAUGUAGAAAGUACAAAACUGCUGUGUUGUUUAAUACGAGAUUUUCCGUUGUUCAAUAAAAGCUGAAAAUAUUAUGUUUAGUGCAAC